AGCCGCCGCUCGCUCUGCGCACGCUUGCGCUCCCGGGGGGCGCGGGGCUGGGGCCGCAGCGGCGGCAGCGACACGGUUAAGGCACCGGCGGCAUCCGUCGGGCACGGGAGCCCAGGCUCGUCUCGUCGGCACGGUGCGGCGCAAAACUUGCCGAGUCAGGAUGUGAGCGCGGUGAGGACGCGUUUGCUGCAUCCGUGCUUGGCAGGGGCUCCCCCGCCUCCCGCCGCGCGCUUCCGCGGGCACGAGGCUCUGCUCCGAAGGGCUGGUUUUUGGGGAGCCGAGGGGAAUGGGAUAAAAAAUAACACCCGCUGCGUCUGCCUCCAGCGUGCGUGAGUGCUCGCGGUCGCUCUGGACCGGCACCUGGCACCGCUCUCCAAAAUCUGCAGAGCCUCCAUCUCUGCCAGGCUGCUCUCUGCCGUCAGCUGAUUUGCGUCUCAUUUUUUUUUCCUCCCAACUGCACAUCUUCGCCACCGAGGAAGAAAAACUUUCGGGGGGAGGCUGGCUUUGCGUGCCUGCAGACCGUGGAGCUGAGAGGGUAAGGCAGAGAGCGGGGCUUGGUACGCGAGGCUGGCUCCAUGUAUCCGGAAUCAACCACUGACUCCCCGGCACGACUCUCGCUGAGGCAGACGGGCUCCCCCGGGAUGAUCUACAGAAAUCUGGGCAAGUCUGGGCUGCGAGUGUCCUGCCUCGGCUUGGGAACAUGGGUGACUUUCGGAGGGCAGAUCACGGACGAGAUGGCCGAGCAGCUGAUGACUUUAGCGUAUGACAAUGGCAUUAAUCUCUUCGACACAGCAGAGGUCUACGCUGCUGGCAAGGCUGAAGUUGUGCUGGGAAACAUUAUCAAGAAGAAGGGGUGGAGACGAUCCAGCCUGGUCAUCACCACCAAAAUCUUCUGGGGAGGAAAAGCAGAGACGGAGAGGGGGCUGUCCCGAAAGCACAUCAUAGAAGGUCUGAAGGCGUCCCUGGAGCGGCUGCAGCUGGACUACGUGGACGUGGUGUUCGCCAACAGGCCCGACCCCAACACGCCGAUGGAAGAGACGGUGCGCGCCAUGACCCACGUCAUCAACCAGGGGAUGGCCAUGUACUGGGGGACGUCGCGCUGGAGCUCCAUGGAGAUCAUGGAGGCGUACUCGGUGGCCCGGCAGUUCAACCUGAUCCCGCCGAUCUGUGAGCAGGCCGAGUACCACAUGUUCCAGCGGGAGAAGGUGGAGGUGCAGCUGCCCGAGCUCUUCCACAAGAUAGGCGUCGGCGCCAUGACCUGGUCCCCGCUGGCCUGCGGCAUCGUCUCAGGGAAGUACGACAGCGGCAUCCCCCCCUACUCCCGGGCAUCGCUGAAGGGGUACCAGUGGCUGAAGGACAAGAUCCUGAGCGAGGAGGGCCGGCGGCAGCAGGCCAAGCUGAAGGAGCUGCAGGCCAUCGCCGAGCGCCUGGGCUGCACGCUGCCCCAGCUCGCCAUCGCCUGGUGUCUGCGGAACGAGGGCGUCAGCUCCGUCCUGCUGGGUGCCUCCAACGCAGACCAGCUGAUGGAGAACAUCGGAGCAAUACAGGUUCUUCCAAAGCUGUCGUCUUCCAUCGUCCACGAGAUCGACAGCAUCCUGGGCAAUAAACCCUACAGCAAGAAGGACUACAGAUCCUAAGCACGUACCGCCGCUGGGAUGCCGCGCCGCCCUCGCCUCCUGUUCGCUUGCUUACGCUUUGUUGAAGCAAAGUGGAGAGCUGUUUGCAUCGAGAACACAAUGCGCCGAGACCGUCUAGAGAAAUCGUUUCAAAUGUCGCUGCAAGAGAACAUAAUGCUUACUACGUAACAUUUAUUUUGGAUGCAAGAAAAGCCACUGCCGGGGAGCGUGCAGAGGCGGUGCCCACCUGAUGCCCGGCCUCGGAGCUUCCUCUCCAACUGCUGAAGCCGCCCACGCUGGUGCACGAUGACGAGGGGCGCCUUGGGCUCGGGCUCCACGCUGCGCUGGCGUGGCUGGCCCCGGCACACAGCCCCGGCACGCUCGCUGGGCACUGCGCAGAGGACUCGGCCGGUGGGACCUGUCCCGGGCGGCGGCUCCGGCCGUUGCAUGCGUCUCCCCGCUGCUUCUCUUCUUUACUUUGUGUUUCUGGACGAGGAGGCUGUUACAUUCGGGCGUGCUCGGAGCACGGCGGCCGCGGGAGCAUUGCGCGUGCAGGGCUGGCUGCUGGCCGGGACCGCACGGGCUGUAAGAGGCUGCUGUACAACACCAACAAGGAAACAACAACCAAACCACCA
This is a messenger RNA of Cygnus atratus (black swan), 2251 nucleotides long. RefSeq names its product potassium voltage-gated channel subfamily A regulatory beta subunit 2 (gene KCNAB2). The coding region runs from base 576 to 1637 and encodes 353 amino acids. Gene Ontology annotation, biological process: potassium ion transport; regulation of action potential; regulation of potassium ion transmembrane transport. Gene Ontology annotation, cellular component: membrane; extrinsic component of cytoplasmic side of plasma membrane; juxtaparanode region of axon. The record is from RefSeq and is a predicted model, not a curated record. Gene Ontology annotation, molecular function: transmembrane transporter binding; potassium channel regulator activity; voltage-gated potassium channel activity. The transcript is spliced from 15 exons. Lineage: Eukaryota; Metazoa; Chordata; Aves; Anseriformes; Anatidae.